AUGGAGACCCCUGUCAAACAACAAGAAAAUCGUCCACAGCCGGCCCCGGUCAUACCCACUAAACCUCCCCCCGAAUUGAAGGCCCUCAAUCAUAAGCUUUUCGAUCAGCAUCAGCAUCGUUCAAGUGAUCCCGCCAUCCUCAAGAUGAUUGAAGCGCGGCAGAGGUUACCGGCGUGGGACCAUCAGAAGCUCAUACUGGAUGCUCUGGCAUCUCACCGCGUGAUCGUGGUGGAAGGAGAGACAGGUUGUGGUAAAACAACACAAGUGCCUCAGUUCAUUCUGGACGACUUCAUCACGAAACGCCGAGGCGCGGAGUGCAACAUCCUGGUCACGCAGCCUCGGAGGAUCAGCGCCAUUGGUGUAGCCGAGCGUGUAGCUGCCGAGCGGGCAGAACCACUCGGAAAAACUGUCGGAUACCAGAUCAGACUGGAAAGCAGAAUGAGCGACCAAACUAGGAUUUUAUUCGCAACUACUGGAAUCUUGCUCCGAAGGCUAGAAGGCGCAGGAGCAAAGGCGAUGGACGCCAAUGGAAGCGACGCUAAGCACCCUAGUGACAAUUACGAAGGUGGAAUCGAUGACAUUACGCACAUCGUUGUCGAUGAGGUGCAUGAGCGCUCCGUUGACUCGGACUUCCUGCUGAUGGUACUGAGGGAUCUACUGGAGACCAACACGAAGUUGAAGGUCGUCCUGAUGUCCGCGACUUUGAACGCGGCCUUGUUCCAAGACUAUUUCGGUGGACCGGCGGUUACUCCAAGAAUCCAUAUCCCCGGGCGUACGUUUCCCGUCAAGGUUAUGUUCCUUGAGGACGCCUUGGCGAAAACCAAGUAUAUACCUUCCGACAAGACACUCACGCGGCCACCCGUGUUUCAAAGAGGCAAUGGGCGGCAGCAGAGAAGGACGGAUUUACCCUCAUCUGGCACUGACGAUAGUGAUGACGGCCUGCAUCGCCCCCGAAAAAGCAAGGCUGAACGCUAUCCGCACAUUCCGGAAAAGGCUAUUGGAAGCUUGAGCGUGCUAGACGUGGACAAGAUUCAGUACCCACUGAUUGAGAAGCUCGUCGAAUGGAUGUGCGAGAGACUGUUACCGGGAUCCAAUCGAGGCAUACUCAUCUUUCUUCCGGGCUAUGCCGAAAUUUCUACUCUCCACGAUUUGUUAACGGCAAACCCACUGAUUCGCUCUGCUACCGGCAGUGGCAGGUUUUGCAUUCCGCUUCACGGAAACCUGAGCUCCAUGGAUCAACUCCGAGUGUUCAAGCGUCCUGACGAUGGGGCAGUCAAGAUCGUCAUUGCUACGAACGUGGCCGAGACAUCUAUCACUGUGGAUGACGUCGUGUGCGUCAUCGAUACCGGCAAGAUGAAGGAAACCCGAUACGAUCCCGCCAAGGGGAUGGCGAGUCUGGAGGAAUGCUGGGUGUCGAAAGCAAACGCCAUGCAAAGGAGGGGACGUGCAGGUCGUGUCACCGAAGGAUUGUGUGUCCAUCUGUUCACCUCACACACGUUCGAGAACGGAUUGGCUCAGCAGCAGAUACCAGAGAUGCGCCGGACUCCGCUGGAGCAAUUGUGUCUGCGGAUCAAGGUUUUACCUUUCCUUCGAGGCAGAAUCCACCACAUUCUCGAAAACGUCAUCGAGCCGCCGUCCCGUGAAGCGGUCACCAACGCUAUCAUGACCCUGCGAAGCCUACAAGCGUUGACUAGAGAAGAGGAUCUGACCCCAUUGGGAUUCCAUUUGGGCCGAUUGCCGGUCGACGUGCGGAUUGGGAAACUCAUCGUUUUUGGAAGCAUAUUCCAAUGCGUGGACUCGGUUCUGACGAUAGCAGCCAUUAUGUCUCACAAAAGUCCGUUUGUCGCUCCCUUCGACAAGCGAGAAAUGGCAGAUGCCCGAAAACGCGAUUUCGCAUUGGAAUCCUCCGAUCAGCUCACGCUUUUGAACGCGUACAACCAGUGGUCGGCGAUAAAGACAAAGGGCUUUGCGGCGGAAAAGAAGUUUCUAUUCGACAAUUUCCUCUCUGGCAAGUCUUUGACUAUGAUCGCCAGCAUCAAACGUCAGCUGGCCGAGCUGCUCGAAGACAUCGGAUUUCUUGACGACGGUUAUGUUCAGUUCUUGAGAAACCUCGAACGUCAAAGAGGAGGCACAGGAACGGUGGACGACCAUCAUGCCAACGCCCGAGGCAACGACUUCAAGCUCGUCAAGGCUCUCCUCGUUGCCGCAUUGUAUCCGAAUGUCAUCAAACAAGGACCGGAAACCAAGCCUGGAGCGUCUGCGGAGUCCAACUUGAUCGUCAAGGGCAACGAACAAGUCUUCAUUCAUCCGACCUCCAUCAACUUCCGCAGGCUGCCUCCCAAUGUCAUGUCCAACCGUUCUUCGACUCCGUUCCUCGUUUAUCACGAGAAGGUCAAGACCUCGAAAGUGUUCGUGCGCGACUCGUCGCUCGUCACGUCGCACGCCCUUGCCUUCUUUGGCGGCUCGGUGAAGUGGGAUCCAAGGCAAGGGUAUCUCAACAUGGAGGAUGGGUGGAUUCGUUUCAGAGCGCAGCCCAAGGUUGCCGCCGUGAUCGAGGGUGCGAGGGCGGCGUUGGAUGAGGUUCUUCAACGCAAGAUUCAGGAACCGACAUUGGAUAUUUCCAACGAUCCCAUUUUUGAUGUCAUCGUGAGCGUGGUUACGGGAUAG
This is a messenger RNA of Fimicolochytrium jonesii, 2667 nucleotides long. Its product is annotated as P-loop containing nucleoside triphosphate hydrolase protein. The record is from RefSeq and is a predicted model, not a curated record. Gene Ontology annotation, molecular function: ATP binding; RNA binding. Lineage: Eukaryota; Fungi; Chytridiomycota; Chytridiomycetes; Spizellomycetales; Powellomycetaceae. Gene Ontology annotation, cellular component: intracellular anatomical structure. The coding region runs from base 1 to 2667 and encodes 888 amino acids. The transcript is spliced from 4 exons.